UGAGGGAAGAAUGGAAGGGGAGAUUGACAGGCGGAUCGGUGCAGCCUCUGCAGUGAUGCGGACUUUGUAUCGAUCCGUUGUGGUGAAGAAGGAGCUAAGCCGAAAGGCGAAGCUCUCGAUUUACCGGUCGAUGUACGUUCCUACCCUCACCUAUAGUCACGAGCUGUGGGUCGUGACCGAAAGAACAAGAUCCAGGAUACAAGCGGCCGAAAUGAGUUUCCUCCGCAGGGUGUCCGGGCUCUCCCUUUGAGAUAGGGUGAGAAGCAUCCGAGAGGAUCUCAGAGUAGAGCCGCUGCUCCUUCACUUCGAGAGGAGCCAGAUGAGGUGGCCGGGGCAUCUGAUUCGGAUGCCUCCCGGACGCCACCCUGGUUAGGUGUUCUGGGCACGGGGACGACCCAGGACACGCUGGACAGACUACAUCCUUCGGCUGGCCUGGGAACGCCUCGGGAUCCCCCCGGAAGAGCUGGAUGAAGUGGCUGGGGAGAGGGAAGUCUGGGCGUCCCUGCAAAAGCUACUGCCCCCGUGACCCGACCUCGGAUAAGCGGUAGAAAAUGGAUGGAUGGAUGGAAGUCCCCAAGAAUAAUCGGGGCAAUCCUGGCAAAUCAAAUGGAGAGGAUUCUAGACCUGAGCCAAUCAGAGCUACAGGAACUUCUGGAUAACCCAGAAAAGGUGGAAUCAAUGGCCCAAGACUCUGAUGAGAUCCAGAACAUCCAGUUGGAGAGAGAGAUGGCGUUGGCGUCAAAUCGCAGCCUUGCGGAGCAAAACCUGGACAUGAGGCCACACCUGGAGUCCCGAAGAGAGGUUCUGGUGGAGAGAUACACGCAGCUCGAGGCUAUCAGAGAAACCUACAGAGAACACUACUCCAUUAUAGAGGGGAUAGUUGGCCAGGUGUCUCCAGAAGCAUUGUUCUCCAGACUACAGACAGCGGUCAAAAAAGCAGAAGCUGAGUCAGAGGUUCUAGCUGAUGUAUUUCUGGAGGGCUGUCUACCAUUGGACUCAUUCCUUGACCGCUUCCUUGUUCUUCGUUGCCUUGCUCAUAAAAGACGUGUGCGGAUAGAGAAAUUCCAGGAGGCCAUGCUACAGAAAAGAGAGGAUAACCCCAAGGCUAUAAGGUCAUCACCAGGCAUCAGCCAAGGCCCUUCUGUGGAUCAGUGGAAUCCACAUACCACAACAACAACUCAACAGCAACAAGGAAACACCAAAUGCCAGACCUCCAGCUACUUCGAUGCCUCCCAAUCUCUGUCUUCAUCUGGUGACGGUUCCUGUGAUCUCCCCUACCUCCAAUGUCUUAUCUCUCCUUCCAAUGCUCCCCCACCAUUUACACCUUUGGCAACAAGCUCUGGCCCAGUCAUUCCUUCAUCACAGGUACUAUCAUAUGCAGGCUCAUCUUUUGCCCCAGCAGGGAGCUACACUGGCCCCGGGCCAGCAUUCAGACCUCUGGCUUCAGCCCCCUGCCCUUAUCCAACUCAGUUGUCUUUCUCUGUCCCAAACCCAGGAUCAGCUUUUGGCCAAUACACACCACUUCAUCCCCAGAGCAAUACCGCAGUAUACCCAGCUUCAUAUAGUGAUUGAGGCUAUAGUUAGUUAUACAACCAGGUCUGCUUACUCCAAUUCUCAGUCACCAGUUGAAAGACCCAUUUGCAGACCUGGAUAUGGAGUACCCCAGCCAUAUUCUUGAAAAUAUCUACUUCUCCUCUUUCCUAAUACUUUUUAAUUUCACAUACUUUAUGCACCCUUUCCUGCCAGGCUUCUCAGACUAAUUGUUUCCCCCUCCUCUUUCUGUCAACUACUGUCUUUUCCUCAACUUUCAGAUUUUAGAUUGUUAUUCUGUCUUAAUAUUAUAACGUUACUUUUCUUGAUUCUCAUCACCCCCACACCUUAGUCUCAAGUUGUUUGCGGUCCUUAUAGUACUUGUCCUCCCACACUUCAGCUUGAACUACUCCCUUCUCUUGAUGUAUAGUUGUGAGUUUGUAUGAUUCUUUUUUUUUUUUUUUUUUGGGAAAUUAUAACAUGUGCUGUCCAUGUCAUGUCCUGUUCCUAUGGCAGAUCGAAAGUGCCAAAAAUAAAUGUGUAAUUAAUUAUUUCACAAUUUAUUUACUUAAUUCAAUAUUUAAUAAUUUGACUAUUUAUUUAAUUUUGUCGCCCCUAUCCCCUGUGAAUUUUGUGCUUCUUGAAAUAAUGUUACCUUUCAUUCUCUCUCCCAUCCAACUCUGUGGGUGGGCACUGAGCCGGACUAGCACUGAUCCAGUCACAAACUCUUGUGUGAGCCUGCGUGAUUUAAAGAUCAGAGGACAAAGAUGUGAAAAUGUUCUUGAUAACUCUAUAACCCUUUUACAAACCACAGCUUCCAUUUUUAAGUGAUGAUAUAGCGAUAUACAGCAGUUAAAUCGAUAAAUAUGAUUCAUAAUGCGCCUUCUGCUUUUUGCAUCUAACGCUUUCCGGUUCUAUCCAGCGCUGUGACGUAACACUAGCCAAACAGCCUGUUCAUUCGGCGUUGUGUGCUAUUGUAUCAUGCUGUUGUUCCUGUCCUUGUAAAUUUGUUGUUUGAUUUAGCGAUUUCACAAUGUUUUAUUGUAUGGCAUUUGGUUGUACAAAUGGUUCAGGCAGUGGCAAGAGUGAAAAAGGAAUACGUGACCAGUGGGAAAGUCAAUCGACAGGAAGAAAUGUGGUCAGCUUUGGGUGCCUAGCAAGCAUUCCAAUCUCUGUGCUGAUCACUUCAAACCGGCGUGUUUUGAGAAAGAUUUAGCAAAAAGCAUUGGAUACACGUGUAGUUAGGCAGAGGCUGAAACCAGCUGCGGUGCCAACUAUUUUCCUACGGUUAUCGGGACCACAAACGCCAGCAAGAGAACUAAAUCUCGCAGCCCCCAUGGUGCAGCGGCGAAGCGGCCCAGACAAGAGGUGAGGAUUUCCUUGUAUAUACCUAUGACUCUAUUAUGGGUAUUAGUCACUGGGCAGUAGGAAAAAAAGACCCACCCAGUACUUUUUAGGGCUGUCCUCUCAACUUUUGCUUAUAUGACAAGCCAACAGACACGGCAAAGACUUUCUGUGAGGAGUGUUAUAAAGCUAUCCGAGCGAGGGGCGCACAAUAUGCUGCAUACUAUGUAAAAGCUUGUGCUGUGUGACUGAAACAUACAACCCCAAUUCCAAUGAAGUUGGGACGUUUUGUUAAACAUAUAUAAUAACAGAAUACAAUGAUUUGCAAAUCACGUCCAACCUAUAUUUAAUUGAAUACACUACAAAGACAAGAUAUUUAAUGUUUAAACUGAUCAACUUUGUUUUUAGCAAAUAAUCAUUAACUUAGAAUUUUAUGGCUGCAACACGUUCCAAAAAAGCUGGGACAGGGUCAUGUUUACCACUGUGUUACAUCACCUUUUCUUUUAACAACAUUCAAUCAACGUUUGGGAACGACGGACACUAAUUGUUGGAGCUUUGUAGGUGGAAUUCUUUCCCAUUCUUGCUUGGUGUACAGCUUCAGCUGUUCAACAGUCUGGGGUCUCCGUUGUCGUAUUUUACGCUUCAUAAUGCGCCACACAUUUUCAAUGGGAGAUAGGCCAGUCUUUUACCCUCACUCUUUUACUACGAAGCCACACUGUUGUAACACGUGCAGAAUGUCGUUUGGCAUUGUCUUGUUGAAAUAAGCAGGGGCGUCAAUGAAAAAUACGUUGCUUGGAUGGCAGCAUAUGUUUCUCUAGAACCUAUAUGUACCUUUCAGCAUUAAUGGUGCCUUCACAGAUGUGUAAGUUACCCAUGCCAUUGGCACUAACACAGUCCCAUACCAUCACAGAUGCUGGCUUUUGAACUUUGCGUUCAUAACAGUCCGGAUAGUUCUUUUCCUCUUUAGCCCGGAGGACACGACGUCCACAAUUUCCAAAAGCAAUUUGAAAUGUGGACUCGUUGGACCACAGAACACUUUUCCACUUUGCAUCAGUCCAUCUUAGAUGAGCUGGGGCCCAAGAAGCCGGUGGCGUUUCUGGGUGUUGUUGAUAAAUGGCUUUUGCUUUGCAUAGUAGAGUUUCAAGUUGCACUUACGGAUGUAGCGCCGAACUGUAUUUACUGACAUUGGUUUUCUGACGUGUUCCUGAGCCCAUGUGGUGAUAUCCUUUACACAUUGAUGUCGGUUUUUGAUGCAGUGCCACCUGAGGGAUCGAAGGUCACGGGCAUUCAAUGUUGGUUUUCGGCCUUGCCGCUUACAUGCAGUGUUUUCUCCAGUAUCUCUGAACCUUUUGAUGAUGAUAUGGGCCGUAGAAGAUGAAAUCCCUAAAUUCCUUGCAAUUGUACGUUGAGGAACAUUGUCCUUAAACUGUUUGACUAUUUUCUCACGCACUUGUUCACAAAGAGGUGAACCUCGCCCCAUCUUUGCUUGUGAAUGACUGAGCAAUUCAGAGAAGCUCCUUUUAUACCCAAUCAUGGCACCCACCUUUUCCCAAUUAGCCUGUUCACCUGUGGGAUGUUCAUAACAGGUGUUUGAUGAGCAUUCCUCAACUGUCUUUUUUGCCACCUGUCCCAGCCAAGUUAAUGAUUAUUUGCUAAAAAAAAAAAAAAAAACUUUAUCAGUUUGGACAUGAAAUAUCUUGUCUUUGUAGUGUAUUCAAUUAAAUAUAGGUUGAACAUGAUUUGCAAAUUAUUGUAUUCUGUUAUUUAUGUUUAACACAACAUCCCAACUUCAUUGGAAUUGGGGUUAUAUAUGAAUAUAUCAUAUGUAUAUAUAUAUAAAAUAUAUUUUAAAAAAUAUAUUGGCACUCCUGGGGUGCCAUAUUUCUAGCCAUGACUGGAUAAUUUUGUAUUUUUUUCCUCAACUGUCUGACCCCAUGAGGAUGCAUGUUAUAUUUUAUUCAUGACUCUGUUUCUAUUGAAAGUGAGGAUGGUGGAACAAGUAAAUUAUGGAUUUGGCUCUGCGUGGUAUUUUGUCGUCUCUUCUGCUUCUGCUACUUGGCUGCUCGUCGUCGUCACUGUCAGAUUCCGACCUCCUGAUCGGCUCAAACGUACGGUUUGACGAUAUCAAGUUCAGUUGGGUGCUCUGUACGUCAAAAUCCUCCUCAUAUUCCAACACGUUGCUCGGCAUUGCGAAUAGAGUGUCGCGCACUGUGUUUGGCAAUUGCAACGUCAUUUCUAGUAGCCUUUGCGGUGGAUAGAGUAACUACACCUCCAGCUUCGGGUAUGUUUGGGGAGUGGUCAAUACGUGUAAUAAAAACCUCAUUUUAAACUAAACUGCAGUUGUCCACUUGCUGUAAAUGAUGUGCUUUGUACAAUAUUAGAUAACAUAUAAAGAGUGCAAAUAUGAUUUUUAACUGACCCCAUAACAUCUUUGUCCUCUGACCGUUAAUGAAAUUUUAUGAAAGACAUGGAUUCCACAGUGUCUACAGCGCCCAAUAUGUUUCAUGCGUUUCAUGUGCGAGUUAAUUUUAGUAAUGACAUGUAAUGUAGAUGCAGGAAUAUCAGACACGGAGCAUAUGGUGUACAAAGCGGAGGUAUUUAUUGAAUUUUGUGGGAGUUAUGGGAGGGUUUCUAUAUUUUUAGUGGCCAAGGUUUUAUUUUAUUUUUGCAUGACAUAAUUGGUAGCAGAGGUGAUUUUCUUCUACCAGACAUUUUUAGAACCAUUAAAAUAAAAAUGACAUCACGCAGUGACUGUCAUGGGGUGACAUAUUUGAAUGAAAGGCACAGAAUUUUGCUGAAAAUCUUAUCACUCAAUCUCACGAUAAAGCAAAAGGUAUCCUUUAAAACCUUAACUUGAACGCAUGAAUAAUAUUUUAUGUUUAAGUACCAGUACCACUAAAGUGGGCCUGUCACCGAGUUUACAAUGAAUUAAAUUAUAGGGAUGUAACAGUAUUCAUGAUAUCACAAAAUUAAAAGUCUUGUCUUGGUAAAAAAAAAAUUAGCCAUUGUGCCUAAAAUUUAGUUUUGGCCCAGCUAUACGCAGCCACACCGCUUAGACAGGCUGCUACAGCCAGGCUACAGUGCUGCACUUCCUCAUGAAGAACAUAAAUGCGCCCGAUUAGAUGCAUAACCCAUGUGGGUACGUCACAAAAACUGCACUGAUUCUCUGACUGGCCCAUGUGACCGAAAGGCUGCUGUGCCGGUCUGAGCGCCGCAUCGCAAUCGAUUGGCCAAGAGUCGCCUGGUUGUUCGUGCCAGCCUCCGUCCUAGCAAACACUCCUACAGACCGGGAUCGGCUGCUAGUGGACCUCCGCUUCGUGAAGCCGCGUUCGGCCAGCGCCUGCAGCCACCAGGAAGCCCCAUGAGCCGGCCAGCCGCAGGCCGCCGCCACCACUCCCCCUCAAAGAGAUGAUCCGCCGAAUUAUUUAAGCGCAUUGUACCAGGAGCACUCGUUAUUGGUGUGGUGUUUAUCUGAAGUUGAAAGUCACGCGUGAAAGAAUAUCACACGGAGAGAUAUUAACAAUUCCAAAUCCCUGUUGUAACAUAUCCCUCCACCAUUCCGUUACAGUAGUCGCAAAAAUUUUAUAAAAUAGGUCCAUGCCAUCGAGAGAAAGAAGAAGAAUCAUCACCACCUUGAUUGGCAUGAACAUGCAUGCAUGCAAACGAAAUUUGUUCUCUGCAUUUUACCCAUCACAGUGAACACACACUGAUAUAUCACUGCAAAAAUAAAUCUGACAUACUUCCCCCUCUUCAAAUAAAAUGUCCACAUUUUAAAUUAAAACAUGUUACACAGGCUGCUCAGAAAAAUAAAUCCUAUAAUAUCACGAAGCGGAAGAAGAGAAACUAAGGAUUCCCAUGCCUUUGAGAGUGUUCCUACGUUUAUGGCUGAAUUUUUGGACUCAAACAAAGAAAUCACUGUUAGUAGGCAGUAUAAAAUUUCAAAUGUUAUAAAUAAAAAAAAUAUGACACUAAAUACUGUUAACUGUAAAUACUCUUGAACAGGUUGGAAACUUGAAUAUGACUAAAUGGAACAGCCCUUAAAUGGUUCAGGUCCUAUCUGGAGGAAAGGAGUUAUUUUGUAACCAUUGGAAGUGUUCAAUCUCAUCAAAUGGCAAUGACCUAUGGGGUCCCUCAAGGGUCAGUUCUUGGACCCCUCCUGUUCAGCUUCUAUAUGCUACCCAUGGGUCAAAUUCUUCAGAACUUUAAUUUUGACUAUCAUAGCUAUGCAGAUGACACACAGUUAUAUCUAGGAGUGUCUCCAGAUGACUACAGUUCAAUUGAGGUGUUGUGUCACUGUCUAAAACAGAUAACUGGAUGAGCCAAAAUUUUCGUCAAUUAAACCACAACAAAACUGAGAUAAUUGUUUUCGGUAAUAAAGAAGAUUGCUGUUAGUAAAUACCUGGAGUCACUCUCUUUAAAAACCAAAGACCAAGUCCGAAACCUUGGUGUACUGAUAGAUUCCAACCUGACUUUCAACAGUCAUAUCAAAUCAAUUACUAAAAGUGCCUUCUACCAUCUGAAGAAUAUAUCCAGAGUGAAGGCUUGCAUGUACCAAGCAAACCAGGAGAAGCUCAUCCAUCCUUUUAUCUCAAGUAGACUUGACUAUUGUAAUGGUCUUCUGACUGGACUCCCCAAAAGAGCAUUAAACAGCUGCAGCUCAUUCAGAAUGCUGCAGCUCAGGUUCUGACCAGAACAAAGAGGUCAGAGCAUAUUACUCCAAUUUUAAAGUCUUUACACUGGCUCCCAGUCAGCUUUAGAAUAGAUUUUAAAGUUCUGCUACUGGUCUAUAAUUCACUCAAUGGUUUAAGUCCUGAAUACAAGUAAUACAUGCUAAUGGACUAUAAACUCAGAAGGGCUCUAAGAUCAACAGACUCAGGUCAAAUAGUGGAGCACAGAGUCCAAAGCAAACAUGGUGAAGCAGCAUUUAGGUAUUAUGCUGCACACAAAUGGAGUAAGUUGACAACAGAAGUGACUGUCAGCCCCAAGUGUGAAUGUUUUUCAGUCCAGAUUAAAAACUCAUCCUUUUUCUCAUAGUUUUUAGAGCAUUUCUACUUUUAAAUGAUAUUUCUUGCACUGUAGGCUGUUUUAAUUGUACUUUUUUUUCUCUUUGUUUUAAAUGUUUAUAAGCUGUUUUUAUUCGUUAUUUUUAAAUGCUUUUAAUCAUGUAAAGCACAUUGAGUUAGUUACCUUGUAUAUGAAAUGCACAAUAUAAAAUUGCUUUGCUUUAAAUUAGUGAACAGACAAUUUCUCAAUGGACAAUUUUGUUAUUGUGAGCAUAGCAUGAUUACUACUGCAGCAAUAAUACUGUUUUUGAGGUACAGGAUACGAACGUAAACAUUGGAUGGACGGGGAUAGAAGUGCAUGGUAAUAUAUGAUUUAAAGAUGUCUUUUUCAAAAAAACCUGUGGGAAAACACACAGAAACUACUAAAGUCCUUGAGAAGGACUCUGCCAGCAACGAAAAGAGUUUUUUUUCCCCGGUUCUCCUGCUUUUGCUUCUUUGACGCACCUGUACUGUGACUAUUUCUGCAAAACCAUGAGUCUUAUUGAAAUACCAUGAGCGUUCCCACAAUAUCGCAAUAAAUAUCGUAGCAUGAGCUUAAUACUGUGAUAAAACCGAACCGUGAGAUAUAGAUAUCGUUUCAUCCCUAUUAAAUUCCUCACCUUAAUUAUCCAUCCAUCCAUCCAUUUUCUGAGCCGCUUAUCCUCACAAAAGUCGUGGGACUGCUGGAGCCUAUCUCAGCUAUCAACGGGCACCAUGAACUGGUUGCAAGCCAAUCGCAGGGGACAUAUAAACAACAAACCAUUCACACCUACGGGCAAUUUAGAGUCUUCAAUGAACCUAGCGUUCAUGUUUUUGGGAUCUAAGAGGAAAACGGAAUACCCGGAGAAAACCCACGCAGGCACGGGGAGAACAUGCAAACUCCACACAGGCGGGGCCGGGAAUCAAACCCCGGUCCUCAGAACUGUGAGGCAGACGCUCUAACCAGUCGUCCACCAUUCCUUAAUUAAUUUUAUUUUUUUUUUGCAGUAUGCCUGAUGCAAUUUGAAUAGUCCUUUAAAUUACCCACAUAUAAUCUAUGUUCAAAGUAUUUUUUUCUCAAAAAAAAGAAAUUUUACAUGUUGAGUGGAUUAUAAAAUAAAAAAUGUAUGUUAGUGUCAUGGAGUGACAGAUUUAUUCGAGACAGAUUGCUCAUGAACUAUACAUAUGUUUGGCCUAGUACACACAUUUUUCCACUGUUAAAAGAUGUAUAAAAAAAUAUUAUCUGCUACAGUCCCCAGACAUAAAGAUAAAAAAAAUUAGGCAUUCAACAGUUUUAGUCAUCAUGCGUUUGGUGUGCUCCAAGAAUCUCAACAGAGCAGGCAACACACAAAGAUUCUGCUGUACUGCCAAACUGUCUCGCAUGCUCACACGGGAUUUCACAAACCUGAAGAAGAAGAAACAUUUCUGGAUCUGCGCCUAUGUUUCUCAAGUGUUGCUAAAGGUUGCUGUACCCGGGAGCAUUCUGAAGUGGCGUUGUUCUCAAUAAAAUACUUCUUGGCGUCUGGGGACCCCAUUUUUAUACAUAAAACAACAUCGGAUAAGACAUUUUUGUCUUCAUUUACGGUUGUUUCCGUGUUCGUCAAGUCUUCAGUGCUUCUUUGUUUGGUUCCAUUCUGUUUCACGUCACAAUUCACGGUGUCAAGACUUGGGGGAUGUCGAUGUUCCCCACGCACGUUUUAGUCGUAAAUAUUGAACCCGUUCAACAGGCGUUGACUUGUUUCAAAUUGGAACAAAUCCACUCCGCAUACACAUCAGACCUAAAGACAAUUUUACAGGAUAAUCUAAUAAGAUUUAAGAUUGUCUGGCAUUUGACAUGCUUGGUAGGGAAGGGGCAAAAUUGGCACAAAAACAGGCUGUGUGUACCAGGCCUUUGACACUAUUCAAGGUGGCAGCAUUAUAUCACACCUACUGUUUAGUCGACGUUUGAAGAACAAUUUCCUGGCAGAAAUACACUAUAAAAUACACUUCUUUUUCAACAGUAAAGACAAAAGAGCAUUUCGGUAAAGACAAAAACACCUUCAUAAAAAUUGUGUGAGUUGAAAACUGAAUUGUUGCCCUUCAAACUGUGGCUAAAAGUGCAUAAAUGAUUCUAACUACUCAUUCAACCCAUUACAAUUGUCUUUAUAGAAUCAUAGUAAUGGUAAAUACAUUCAAUAGUUCGGACACUUUCACAAAUUCAUAAUAUUCAUAUCUCAGAAAUAGCACAAUUAAUUUUGCUGUCUGAUAUUGUGUGAAUGCAAAAUGGCUCCCUCAUCCUGGCACUUCAGCACACAAAUACCCCUGGUGUAUUGCAACAGCAUAAUGAGGCUCUUUCCAGUGGCAUUAAAGGUAAAGACAGCUUGAAUGACACAGAAGGACUGUUUGUAAAAGAACCAUAAAAAGGCACUAAGACACUAAGAUGCAUUUGCCUACAGAGAUGAGGUGGAGCGGCUGUCCACAUGGUGCAGGGCCAACAACCUGCUCCCUAACACAUCUAAGACCAAAGAACUCUUCAUAGACCACAGGAGAAAGAAGACUUAGACCCCACCAGCGGGGACUGUGUGGAGAGGGUGGCAGACUUCUGCUUCCUGGGAGUCCACAUACUGUAGAGGAGAGCUGAUCCUGGAGCCUGAACACCUCUGAGCGGCUGAAAAAGGCCCAGCAGAGACUGUACUUGCUGAGAAUACUCAGGAAGAAUAACAUCACACAGAGACCACUGGUGUCUUUUUUUCUGCACCUGCAUAUUGAUGUGCUUCAUGUGCAUAUGGUACACAGUGGCUCAGAAUGCAAAGACUCAAACACAGUUUUUAUCCAACUGCAAUAACCACCUUCAAUGCUAAAAAACAAAAAAACACAAUAUGACAGGAAGUAUGCAUUCCUUCUAUUUAUUCUUUUAUGUACACGUGUAUGCGUAUGUGUAUGUACUGUAUAUAUAUAUAUAUAUUCAUUCUUUGUUUUAUAUAUUUUUAAAUGAAUGUUACACUGACUGGAAGCACUUUUAAUUUCUUUGUACCUGUGACAAUGACAAUCUAUUUGAUAAAUUUUAUUGUGGGUUACCAGCAAAUUAAAUUGCUGUGUGGUUUGGAGUUUUGAAGAGGGCAAUCAAAAGGCGAACGACACAUCCCCAAUGUGUCGUAUGCCCAAUGUCUAUGGUGUUUUUUGAUUCGUGAAGUUUUGUCUGGUUAUUUGUGAUUUUUAUGGUGUUUUUUGAUUGGUGAAGUUUUGUCUGGUUAUUUGUGAUUUUGUUAUUUAAUGUUUCAUGUUCUGUUUUUAUGUUUUGUGUAUAUGUAAUGUAUAUCACAUAGUACAGUUGUAUUUGUACUUUUUUGUGCUUGCUUUUUUUCGGCCAUGUUUUGCCCUGCUCUCUGCAGUCGGGUUGGCAUUGUAAAUGAGAAACUGUUCUCUGCCUUACCUGGUUAAAUAAAGAUUUAAAUAAAUAAAUAAA
Messenger RNA from Phyllopteryx taeniolatus (common seadragon), 11340 nucleotides. It is a transcript of the gene vps37c, whose product is annotated as VPS37C subunit of ESCRT-I. Gene Ontology annotation, biological process: protein targeting to vacuole; protein targeting to membrane; ubiquitin-dependent protein catabolic process via the multivesicular body sorting pathway. Gene Ontology annotation, cellular component: ESCRT I complex. NCBI's taxonomy places the organism in Eukaryota, Metazoa, Chordata, Actinopteri, Syngnathiformes, Syngnathidae. The coding region runs from base 556 to 1572 and encodes 338 amino acids. The record is from RefSeq and is a predicted model, not a curated record. The transcript has 5 exons.